Molecule: messenger RNA, 1125 nt
Organism: Microthlaspi erraticum
Lineage: Eukaryota; Viridiplantae; Streptophyta; Magnoliopsida; Brassicales; Brassicaceae
Source: the annotation of a GenBank genome assembly
AUGCUGCUCACAGGUAGUGAUGAAGCCCUGGUGCAGAAACUGCUUCUAGCUCUGAACAAAAGGUUCUUCAUGAAAGACCUCGGACCUCCCAAAUACUUCUUGGGAAUUGAAAUAAAAUCGUAUGAUGGAGGAAUGUUCCUGCACCAGUUGUCCUAUGCAAAGGAUAUCCUCCAUGCUGCUGCUAUGUCUGACUGUAGCCCAAUGCCCACACCACUUCCUCAAGACAUCGACAAUCUCAACUCAGACUUGUUUCCUGAGCCAACAUACUUCAAAAGCCUUGCAGGGAAGCUUCAAUACUUGACUAUCACCAGGCCAGACAUUCAAUUCGCUGUCAACUUCGUAUGUCAAAGAAUGCAUCAACCAACAGUGUCAGACUUUGGUCUCUUGAAGCGGAUACUACGAUACCUGAAAGGCACAAUCAAUUUAGGUCUCCACAUCAGAAAACAUCAAGAUACGAGUCUGACAGCUUAUUGCGAUAGUGAUUAUGGUGGUUGCAAAGAAACUAGAAGGUCUACAUCAGGGUUCUGUACGAUGAUGGGUCCUAAUCUUCUAUCUUGGUCAGCGAAAAGACAACAAACGGUCUCAAAAUCAUCUAAUGAGGCAGAAUACAGAACCCUUACCUUGACUGCGCAAGAACUCACAUGGUUGUCGGCUCUCCACCGAGAUCUGGGAAUUGCUCAAACCAAAUCAACGCUCCUUCAGUGUGACAAUCUGUCAGCAGUAUAUCUCAGCGCGAACCCAGCUUUCCACAACCGAUCCAAACAUUUCGACACCGAUUGGCACUAUAUCCGGGAGCAGGUGGCGUUAGGUCUGAUCGAGACGAAACACAUGCCGGCGACGGAACAACUGGCCGACAUCUUCACGAAACCACUAGCUCGGCUACCAUUCGUCAAACUCAGAGACAAACUCGGUGUCGGAGAAUUCGAGGUCGGAACAUUCUCCACGCCGAGUUUGCGGGGGGAUAUUGGUAAACAAGGCCCAUUGAAAUCAGGCCCACUCGAAUCAAAGCCCACAGUCACAAUACAGAAACUGCCAAAGUCUAAAGAUGCUCCUGCAACAAAGAGAAGAGAGCCGUUAGUCCUUAGUAACAAAUAUGAUCCCCUAGAGUUAAUUAACCCUGGUUAA